ACUUUCUUCCUCCACCUUCCUCCUCCUCCUCCCCCACCUCCACCUUCUUCCACCUUCCACCUCCACCUUCCACCUCCACCUUCCUCUACCUCCACCUCCUUCCACCUUCCCCCGGAGCCGCUGCAGCUCAUCACUGUGGAUCAUUGAUGUUUCCUCCGGUUCCUCCAGAGAACCGACCGGUCUUGGUUAGGGGCCGGUCUCCUCUGUUGCUCCGGAUCCGUUUCCGCGUUCCCGCCGCGGUGCGCACUGCAGCGGAGCUCCGAUCCGUGAUGUGAACAGAACGAACCGGUUCGUCCGGCUGAUCCAGCUCAGAGCUGCUGCUGGCGGUGCAGAAUGCGUCCAGCCAGAGGAAGAGGAGGAGAGACCGGCUGCUCUCUGAGAGGCCGAGAGGAAGCCUGAACCGUCUGAUCGAUCAUCGAUUGAUCGGUAAUAACCUGGACUAACCUCCGCUCCGUGCCGCUGCUUCAUGUCCCGGAGAUGGAGAGCUGCUGCCGGUCCUGCAUGCCGUGUUUCAGCCGGCUGUGGAACUGCAUCUGGCCGGACUUCCGCUACCCGACCACCACCAACACCGCCUCCACUAACCCGCAGCAUGUGAUCUCCAACCCGGCCGCGGAGCUCCGCACCGUGUCCGGAGACAUCCGCGUCCCGGCGCCCAAGAAGCGGCCGGUGCAGCUCUACGCGGCGCUGUUCGACUUCGUGGCCCGAAGCGACGACGAGCUGACGGUGAAGGAGGGAGACAAGCUGUCGGUGCUCGAGCAGCGGGGAGACUUCGUGCUGGCCAAGAAACUCACCGGAUCUCUGCAGUCCGGUCUGAUACCGGCCAACUACGUGGCUCUGCUGCAGGACGAGUUCGCCAAACACAAGUGGUACUACGGGAACAUAAACCGGGUGAAAGCUGAGAAGCUGCUGCUGGCGUCCCAAAACAAAGAUGGCUCCUUCCUGGUUCGCAUCAGUGAGAGUCACAGUGACGAGUACACGAUCUCUGCCCGGAGUGAGGGGAAAGUGUACCACUUCAGGAUCCAGCGCUCCACCAUCGGGGCGUACUUUGUGUCGGAUAAGAUCUCCUUCGCUACCCUGGGAGAGCUGAUCUCCUACUACCAGAAAAAACCCCAAAGCCUGGGAGUGCUGCUAGAGGAGCCCUGCGCCCAGCAGCGGGAGCUGUUCGACAUGGAGCCCUGGGAGAGACCUCGAGAGGAGUUCAGGCUCCACAAGAAGCUGGGAGAGGGACACUUCGGAGAGGUGUGGGAGGCUCUGUGGACCACGGAGAACAAGAAGGUGGCCAUAAAGACGCUGAAACAAGAGGACACGAAGCAGGACGAGUUUGUGAAGGAGGUCCAGGCGUUGAAGAGUCUCCAUCACCCGAAGCUGAUCCAGCUGUUGGCCAUGUGCUCCAGAGGAGAGCCGGUCUACAUCGUCACCGAACUCAUGAGCAAAGGAAGCCUCAAGUCCUACCUCGCCUCUGCUGAAGGCCAGGUGCUGACAUCAGCUCAUCUGAUCUACAUGGGCAGUCAGAUCGCGGAGGGCAUGGCCUACCUGGAGGACAGGAACAUCGUCCACAGGGACCUGGCCGCCAGGAACGUCCUGGUGGGAGAGGACCUGGUCUGCAAGGUGGCCGACUUCGGACUGGCUCGGAUCAUUAAGGACAGCGUGUACACAGCCAGUCGAAACACAAAGAUCCCAGUGAGGUGGACGGCGCCCGAAGCGGCGAUUUACCAGCGGUUCUCCGUGAAGUCAGACGUGUGGUCAUUCGGGGUGCUGCUGUAUGAGAUGAUGUCACGCGGCAAGAUGCCUUACGAAGGAAAAAGCAACAAGGAGGUGUUGGAUCUGCUGUCGUCGGGGUUCCGGCUGCCCUGUCCAACCCGCUGUCCUCAGAACAUCUACCGCAUCAUGAUGGACUGCUGGGCUGCCGAGCCCUCCAAGAGACCGUCCUUCCACGCCCUGCACAGCCAGCUGGACACCAUAUACGCCAGGAUAUAUUUCAAGACUAUCGAGGUAUAGGAGAAGCAGAUCGUCUGCAACAAUCAAUGGCAGGAUGGACUGCAAAUAUGGAAGGAAAGGGGGGAUGAGAAAUAGCAAGGAAUAUUCUCCUCCCCCAUGCAACCCCCACUUCCACAACAGGGUAUAUAUAUACUUUAAAAACACCAAGGUGUGAAAGGACAGAGGGAGGAGAGCGUCAGGAGUGAAUGAUGGAGAAGACGCUCGCCAAAUCAAAGAAGAACAAGGAGGAAUACUUUGUUUCUUAGGCUACAGCGAAGCGGACAAAUGAAGGAAUGAAAGUAGCCUGAGAACGGUGUGUAAAUACACUGAAACCCUCAGCACAUUCACAGAACCAAUGGUUUUUAAUUUUAUACCCUUUUUGUGUUUUAUAAAUAAUAUUUUAUUACCUCUGUAUGUGCCAUGUCUGUGGAUGCACACUUUGAAAUGUUAUGAAAUCACAGGUCACCUGUCUGUUGACUGCAGAGCCACAGGUCACCUGUCUGCAGAGCCACAGGUCACCUGUCUGCAGAGCCAGUGCUAAAAAUCAAGGUUAUGUGCAAUAAUUAAGAGCUUGCUGGGUUUUUAGCCACGCUAGCGGCCCGCUGCUACACAUGUUGGGGAAAUGUCUCGACACAGAUCAAACUGAUUGCCGUGAUAUUUGGUAAAGAGCAUCAAGUUCCCCAAAGGAUGAAUCUAACAACGUAGGUGAUCACAAGACUUUUCAUCCAAUCACAAUCUCCUCUUUUAUCCAACACUUCUAUCUUAUUAUUAUCAACUAUUGACCAAACUCCCAUCAGCUUCAGCUGGACUUUCAGAUUAAAGGAUAGUUUAAAGUUAUCUCUGAAUGAUUACAGCCACCAUUAACUCCGUCAUUGUUCAUAUGACAUGCGAGAAAGAUAGACUCCAAAUGUAAUGGUAUUCAGCUUUUCACCUAAGAAAGGAAGGGUAGAAGUGUAUUUCCCAAAAAUAUUCGGCAAUAAAGUGCUGCAGGAAUGAGUCCUAAAACACGGAUAUAAGUUAUUAAACUUUUAUUAACCGAUAACCGACCCUCGUUAACCGAUUAUUAACCGUUAACCGACAAGAUCAGUGCGUUGUAUGCAGCGGUGCGCCAGCUGCAGAGUCUGAGGACAACAGACAACUGAGUCCUCAGUUCACCCAGGGUGACCCUAAUCCUGAAAUAAAGUCUGUGGUUAACACGAGCUUAAAGGGAUGGUUCGGGUGUUUUGAAGUGGAGUAGUUUGAGGUACUGAUCCAUAGUAGGUGUAUUACUAACAGUAGAUGACGGCCGACAUGAGCACCGGAGCGAUGCAAUACAGUACUGUGGACGGCAGAAAAACAUAUUUUAGCCACCUAAAAGAAAUCAACAUCUGUUUAAGAGUAUGCUGUAUUUUUAAUAUUUUCCGACGUUGAACUGAGCUGAAAGUGAAAUGUAUCUGAACUGUUUUUGUCAUCUGAGCCUGCUCAUAGACAUAUAUACAUAGACGCCGCAUUGGACGAUACACAAAAACAAACAUUGCCAAUCAUUAAUUAGCACAUUAAGCACGUCAGGAUUGAGCUCAAAGGCUAAAGUACAGCUGAGGCUGACGAGCUCUCUCCUGUGAGAUGUCCUGAAAAGGUCACAGAUCUAUCAUUCGUCCUGUUUGAUUUGUGUGAUGGCUCAGGACAAAGUCAACCUUUUAUACCCCGUUAGAGGAAGGGCUGCACAGUUAAUGGAAUAUUAAUGGAGAUCACGGUUUUGGCUUCCCACGGUUAAGUGAACGUGAUGGACUACCACGUUGACGUUUAAAAUGCGCGCUGCAUUUCGGCUUCACUUUUGGGGAGCUGUGAUGCCCGUUUUGAAGCCUCGAGUUCAGCGUUUUUUGUUUUUUUUUUGCAACCAGAAGUGACAUCAGAGGGCGGAGCAAAGUACAACCGAACGCUGACAUUUUUAGGCAACCAAACAUUUUAUAAUUAACUUUGAUGAACUGAGAACGCACCGUGAAAGAGUUAAAGAUGAAAACACGGACAACUCCCAAGCCCAAAAGGUUUAGUACAACUUUAUUUUGAUGCAAAUAUUACUGUAGAUUAGCAGGAAUGUAGCCCAACAUGGAAGAGAAAGCAGCGCUCUGUUUAUUUAUAAAUGUGGAAGUGCAAUAAAUAUAUUUUGUCCCUAAAAUCAGUGAAUAAUCGUGAUAUAAAUAUUGAUGAAAAUAAUCAUGAUUAUCAUUUGAACCAUAAUGGAGCAGCCCUUAUUAGAGGUAAAGUCAAACGUUUCUCUGUGUUUUUCAUCCAUUCAGCGGUUUCUUUGUGGCAUUGCGGCGCCUCUAGCGUGGCUGUAGUCUGUUAGUCUUCUUAUUAACCACGAGCAUUAAAGUAUUUUAUUCAGCCUAUCUUCUGUUACAGGAGUUUCAGAAGGUGUUGGCAUUUUGGCAACAUGUUACAUAUCUAAUAGAGCAGUUCUCUAGAGUAGUACGGGAUUUGUUUUUAUCCUCCUGUGAUCAAUUUGUUUGGGGGGUGGGGGGAGCUGACCCAGUGCUUGAGAAGCCAGCGGGCCAGCGGGCCAUGUGUAGAGGCUUUAAGCUAUUAAACCUCUUUUAGAGGCUCACAGUAAUGUGGCCAGUUACAACUAGAGUGCCUAUGUUUACACCACAGACCGUCCACACACUACACUUCAACCUACUGUAAAGAACUACACAGAUGAGCCUGCACAGUGAAUCAGUGAAUCAAUGAAUCAGUGAAUCAGUGAAUCAGCCAUAACCUGGAGGCUGUUUUUGGGAGUUGGGGGGGUGGGAGUGGGAUUUCUGCACCAGAAAAUUGUACAGCAAUGUUGCAAUGCAAUGCAAUUUGAGAACAAUGCAACUUUUGUCUUUUAUGCAUGACAAUAUACAGCAGACAAAGCCAAGUUCAGGGAACUGUAGCCAUAAUCACCAAAUCACAAGAUUGCGUUGUAUGUUUUAGGCUGAGUGCCAUCAGGUACCGAACACCAGUAGUGCAAAGAAUAAAAUAUUUUAAGUAUUGUUUUAAAA
Molecule: messenger RNA, 4982 nt
Organism: Sebastes umbrosus (honeycomb rockfish)
Lineage: Eukaryota; Metazoa; Chordata; Actinopteri; Perciformes; Sebastidae
Product: tyrosine-protein kinase Srms
Exons: 8
Coding region: 478-1998 (506 amino acids)
Biological process (GO): cell surface receptor protein tyrosine kinase signaling pathway; cell differentiation; protein phosphorylation
Cellular component (GO): extrinsic component of cytoplasmic side of plasma membrane
Molecular function (GO): ATP binding; non-membrane spanning protein tyrosine kinase activity; signaling receptor binding
Source: RefSeq, a predicted model, not a curated record